Phyllopteryx taeniolatus (common seadragon) is the source of this 942-nucleotide messenger RNA. RefSeq names its product empty spiracles homeobox 1 (gene emx1). Bases 16 to 768 code for a protein of 250 amino acids. Gene Ontology annotation, molecular function: DNA binding; DNA-binding transcription factor activity, RNA polymerase II-specific. Lineage: Eukaryota; Metazoa; Chordata; Actinopteri; Syngnathiformes; Syngnathidae. Gene Ontology annotation, biological process: neuron differentiation; brain development; regulation of DNA-templated transcription. The record is from RefSeq and is a predicted model, not a curated record. The transcript has 3 exons.
GUUUCCUGUUCGGAGAUGUUCGCGCCCGCAGGCAAGCGCUGCUUCACCAUCGAGGCUCUGGUGGCCAAGGAGAACCCGCUGGCCGGGGCCGACGACCCCGUCCGGCCCACGGCGCUCAGCUACGCCGGCCCCGCCGCGGACGCCCUGAUGGGCGGCUACCAGGCGGCGGCGGCGGCUGCGGCGGCGGCGGCGGCCCGCUCGCUCUACCCGACCCCGGCCGAGCUGGUGUUCCCCGAGGCGGUGAGCGGCCACCCGUCGCUGGGCGCGGACCCCCAUCACGCCCACCACCCCCACCAGCAGCACCAGCACCACCACAGCCAGCAGCACGCGCACUUCUUCGGCUCCGUGCAGCACCGAGACCCGCUCAACUUUUACCCCUGGGUGCUCCGGAACCGGUUCUUUGGACACAGGUUUCAAGGUCACGACGUCUCCCAGGACGGCCUGCUCCUCCACGGCCCGUUCGCCCGCAAGCCCAAACGGAUCCGAACCGCCUUCUCGCCGUCGCAGCUGCUGCGCCUGGAGCGAGCCUUCGACAAGAACCAUUACGUGGUGGGUGCCGAACGCAAGCAGCUGGCCGCCGGACUCAGCCUGUCCGAGACGCAGGUGAAGGUGUGGUUCCAGAACCGGCGGACCAAGUACAAGCGGCAGAAGCUGGAGGAGGACGGGCCGGAAGCGCAGCAGAAGAAGGGCAACCACCACAUCAACAGGUGGCGCGUGGCCACCAAGCAGACCGGCUCUGAGGACAUCGACGUCACUUCGGAGGACUAAAAAAAAAAAAAGAAAAUCACAGAAAACCAAAAACACUGCUGACUGACUCACGAGGACCAACAACAUUAUUUAUGAUGUCACAUGAUGAAGUAUAACGUCGAACGAACGCGACUGAGACGGACCCCCCUCGUUGUGUUCUCGUGCUGUUGUUUCAUUAAAGCUGCUGUGUAGGUC